Prionailurus viverrinus (fishing cat) is the source of this 3460-nucleotide messenger RNA. It is a transcript of the gene ZC3H3, whose product is annotated as zinc finger CCCH-type containing 3. The record is from RefSeq and is a predicted model, not a curated record. NCBI's taxonomy places the organism in Eukaryota, Metazoa, Chordata, Mammalia, Carnivora, Felidae. Gene Ontology annotation, cellular component: nucleus. Gene Ontology annotation, molecular function: metal ion binding.
GCCCGGCCAACGCCCUGGCCUAGCUGCAGUGCGCAGGCUCGGAGCUUCCGUGGGCCCCGCCCCGCCGGCGGGGAAACAGUCGCGCGGCGAUGACGUCUCGGGGGCCCGGCCGGGCGUCGCGGACUCCGGAGAUGGAGGAAAAGGAGCAAUUACGGCGACAGAUCCGUCUCCUGCAGGGUCUGAUCGAUGACUACAAAAACCUCCAUGGCAACGCCCCUGCCCCGGGCACGUCGGCCGCUGCCCGCUGGCAGCCACCUGCUUACAACAGCAGCAGGGCCUUCGGUGCCAGCUACCCUCGUCCCGGCCGGAGGGGCUUCUCCCUGAGCCAUGGGCCUGCAUGGCGCAAGAAAUACUCCCUGGUGAACCGGCCCCCAGGAGCCUCAGACCCGCCCGGUGACUGUGCCGCACAGCCACCUCUCAGGGCUGGGGGCAGCCGGGGUCCUGACCCCGCGCAGUAUGUCCUGGAGAGGCAGGUCCAGCUGAGUCCAGAUCAGAACAUGGUUAUCAAAAUCAAGCCACCAUCGAAACCGGGCUCAGCUAGCGCUGCAGGGGUCUCUCGGGGUUCCUUGGAAGGAUGUGAGGACCCCACCUGGAGCCACCACAGGCCUCAGGAGGGCGAGGGCGAGCCCCCUGGUGGGCAGCAGCAACCCUCGAGGCCGGGAAGAGCCAAGGGGAGCUGCGGUACAGAGGACCCCCUUCUGGUCUGCCAGAAGGAGCCUGGCAAGCCUCGGGUGGUAAAGUCUGUGAGCAGCGUGAGUGACAGCCCCUCUGAGCCCCGGCGGACUGUCAGCGAGAGUGCGGUUGCGGCCAAGGCACGCUUCCUGUCCCCCACCCUGCCCCAGCGCAGUGGCGCGGCUCCGGGCCGGAAGGUGGGCUCACACUCUGUGGCCAGCUGUGUCGCCCAGCACCUUGGAGACGGGAGAGUGAAUGCUGGCCACCCAGAUCAGCCGGCUUCCUCCGGCUCGGUGGCAGGCCCAGCCAGAGCAGCUUCUGGACCCAGGCAGGCCCGGGAGGCCUCACUGCUCGUGUCCUGUCGAACCAGCAAGUUCCGGAAGAACAACUACAAGUGGGUGGCUGCUUCAGCCAAGAGCCCCCGGGCCACUCGCAGGGCCCUCAGUCCCAGAGCAGCCUCGGAGACCGUGUGCAGGGCCCCCUUUGGCACAGCAGCACAGGGGGAGAAGCCACAGCUCAGAGCUGAUCCGGAUGCCAAGCCCAGGAGGUCGUCCGCGUCCUCCACACUCGGGGCCUCCCCCAGCAAAUACAAGUGGAAGGCGUCCAGCCCCUCGGCCUCCUCAUCCUCCUCCUUUCGUUGGCAGUCGGAAGCUGGCAGCAAGGACCAUGCCUCCCAGCUCCCAUCUAGGUUCCCCCCAGGGGACAGACCCGCAGUGGGACCCAGCGGCUUGAAGCCCCUCUUCAGUGAGACCCCACUCUCGGCUUACAAAGUGAAGAGCCGCACCAAGAUCAUCCGGAGGCGGGGCGGCGCUAGCCUUCCCUGCGACAAGAAGAAUGGCGCCCCGCCUGCUGCCACCGCCAAGAGCCAGCUGAGCCUGCGGCGGAGGCAGGCCCCCCGGGGGAAGAGCAGCCCCGUCCUGAAGAAGAACCCCAACAAGGGCCUGGCGCAGGUCACCAGGCACCGGCUGUGCUGCCUGCCUCCUGGCCGGGCCCACCCCCCCACCAAGGAAGCGUCCAGCGUGCACACCCUGCGGACGCCUCCCACCGGCAAAGUGAUCAAGACCCGCUACCGCAUUGUCAAGAAGACGCCCGUGUCUCCUCUCAGCGCCCCCCAGUCUCCCCUGUCCCUGCCCUCUUGGCGGUCACGGCGGCUCUCGCUGUCCAGGUCUCUGGUGCUGAAUCGCCUGCGCCCCACCGCCGGGGGUGGGAAAGCACAGGCCAGCCCCCCUCGGUGGAGGAACAAAGGCUACCGCUGCAUCGGAGGGGUCCUUUACAAGGUGUCGGCCAACAAGCUCUCCAAGACCUCCGGCCGGCCUGGCGGCGAUGGCGCCACCAGGCCCCUCCCACGCACAGGCCGGUUGGACCCUGCCAGCAGCUGCAGCCGCUCCUUGGCCAGCCGGGCCGUGCAGCGCAGCCUGGCCAUCGUCCGGCAGGCGAGGCAGCGGCGGCGGAAGCAGCAGCAGGAAUACUGCAUGUACUACAACCGCUUCGGCAGGUGCAACCACGGCGAGCACUGUCCCUACAUCCACGACCCCGACAAGGUGGCCGUGUGCACCAGGUUUCUCCGGGGCACGUGCAAGAAGACAGACGGGACGUGCCCCUUCUCCCACCACGUGUCCAAGGAGAAGAUGCCCGUGUGCUCGUACUUUCUGAAGGGGAUCUGCAGUAACAGCAACUGUCCGUACAGCCACGUCUACGUGUCCCGGAAGGCGGAGGUCUGCACGGACUUUCUCAAAGGCUACUGCCCACUGGGCGCAAAGUGCAAGAAGAAGCACACGCUGCUGUGCCCCGACUUCUCUCGCAGGGGCGUCUGCCCCCGGGGCGCCCAGUGCCAGCUGCUCCACCGCAACCAGAAGCGCCCUGGCCGGCGGGCGGUCAGCCCCGGCCCGGAGCCCAGCAGCGCGUCACCCAAGAGCAAGGCCGCCUCCAGCCACGGACCCAGGAAGUCCUCGGCUGCCCAGCGCCCCACCAGACAGACGCCCAGCUCCCCCACCUCCGUGGCUGCUGGCUCAGCCUCCCCUCCCUCCUCCCCAAGGGUGUUAGCUGCAGCCUCGGGCUCUCCCCUGUCAGCAAAGCCUCCCUCCUCCCCCUCCCCUUCCUCCACCCCCUCCUCUUCCUCCCCCCUCUCCCCCUCCUCCCCCACCCAUCCUUCCCCUCCCUGUCCUUGGACCAGAGAGGAGCUGUCUCUCCGGGAGGAGGCUGCCUCUGCGGCGACGAGCUCCAGCAGCCUCUCCAAGCUGCCUUCCUUCAUCUCCCUGCAGUCCUCGCCGAGCCCAGGAGGCCAGCCCAGGGCCCGGACCCCCAGGAGCCCCCCAACUAAGGACUCAGGGAAAACUCUGCACAUCAAACCCCGUCUGUGAGGGCCCCAGGGGGCCAGCCCGCGCCUACCUCAGCCCCUCGUUCCUGGAGAGGAAGGAGGCUCCGCCUGCCACCGCCCCAGAGGAGGGGCCACCUGCCACCGAGCCCCACCCUGGGGCCCCAGGGUCGCCGCUCUGCUGCCUGGCUCCCGGCCUUCUGUGACCAGUGCGUGCCCAGGGGCUCACCUUCUCCCCUGGGCGGGGCCCUGCCUUGCCACCCCUCCGCACACUCACCUUCCCACCCCUGGGCCCUCAGCCUCGCACCCGGGUUGGACCCCGACCCCCAGCCCAGAGGGGUGCCGGGCAGGGCUCGCCGCCGGGCCUGUGCCUGCUGUGGGUGCGGCAGCCCCCGCGCAGCACACGCCCUAGCCCUCCCCCCCGGGACUCCCCGGUGGGUGUUUUGUGUUCAGCAAUAAAGGUCCUGUCCUGUG